AUGAAUUGUACUAAAUUAUUAUUUGUACUUGUACUUUAUUCAUUCAUUGUUGUCGUUAAUAAUGCUGAAUAUCAUGAGUAUUGUAUCAUCGGUAGCGGUCCAGCAGGGCUACAAAUAGCACAUUUUUUGCAAUCGACAAAACGAGAUUAUAUUGUUUUCGAAAAACACGAUAAACCAGGUUUCUUCUUCUUCAAUUUUCCACGUCAUCGCAAACUUAUCAGUAUUAAUAAGCGACAUACGGGUGAAAAAAAUCGAAAAUUUAAUUUACGACAUGAUUGGAAUUCACUGUUAUCAAAUAAUAAAAAUUUAAGAUUUACACGUUAUUCUAACGAAAUGUUUCCAUCAGCUGAUUUGAUGGUUCAAUAUUUGAACGAUUUUUAUCAACAAAAUAAUAUACAUGUAAAAUUUAAUACAAAGAUAUCAAAUUUACGGACAGUUUCUACAUCUGAGGAUGUCGAUACGUGUCUAAGAAUGAAUAAAAAUUCGACACACUGUUCUUCAACUGAAAAUAAAUCGUUUUCAAAGUAUUAUAUGAAACAUAGAAAUAAAAUAAGGUUUCGUAUGGUAGAUCAGAAGGGAAAUCCAUACAGUUGCAGUAUAAUGCUCAUUGCAACGGGUCUAAGCAUACCAAACAUACCAGAAAUGCAUGGAAUCGAACUGGCUGAAGGUUACGAGACUGUAUCCAUAAAUCCAGAUGAUUUUGAAGGACAAACAGUACUGUUGUUAGGACGUGGAAAUUCUGCUUUUGAAGUAGCACAAUCAAUCUAUCAGGCCACAAACUUUAUUCACAUGAUUUCAAGAUCGCGUGUAAGAAGUUCAUUUGCUACACACUAUGUUGGCGAUUUGAGAGCUAUUAAUAAUCAGAUACUCGACUCGUAUCAGCUCAAAUCAUUGGAUGCUUUACUUGAAACUGAUUUACGUGAACAUGCUUUGAGAAGAAGAGUCGAUGGUAAAAUUCAGUUAAUAGAAAAACCAAGAAAUAAUUCGAAUAUCUUGUACAAUAAUCGACAAACAAGUCUUGGGUAUGAUCGUGUCAUACGAUGUCUUGGAUUUAAAUUUGAUAAAUCUUUUCUGAACAAAAGUAUAAAUUUAACUGAUGGAAAAGGUCGAGAAGUAAAGUAUCCAAAAAUAGAUGGCGAUUAUCAGUCUGUCGAUGUGAAACAUUUAUAUUUUGUUGGUACAUUAGCUCAUUCACUAGAUUUUAGAAAAUCAUCCGGUGGUUUCAUACAUGGUUUUCGAUAUACUGCUCGAGCACUCUAUCGAAUUUUGGAAAAUCGUUAUCAUCAAAAAAGAUGGCCAUCAAAAAUGUUAACCAUUGGAUCAUUAUUAAAUUAUAUUAUUAAGCGUAUGAACGAAGCUGAUGGAAUAUAUCAAAUGUUUAGCGAAUUAGGUUUGAAUGCAUUCGAACUGAUUGUACUUAACAUGCAGUAUGGUGCAAACUAUUCUGGUCCUGGUCGAGAUGUAUUUGCAUUCGAUCGUGCAACAGCCUCUGUGAAUAGCGCUGAUCGAUCAAAUUUUUUACAUCCUGUAUUCUAUUAUUACAAAUCAUUUUUAUCAAAAUUCAAUAAUUCUAAAACAAUUGGGAUAUUACCAGAACCAGACAAAAUUCAUCAUGUUUUAGAAGAUCUAUUAACAUUAUGGAUAGUAGAAGAUACACACAUUUUACCACUACAAGCAUUUCUCGAGGACAUUCUCAAUAUUGAUUUACAGCAACAUAGCGAUUUAACGUGUGUACAAUCAUUACUUUCAAAAACAUAUGAUACAUUAACAACAAACUGUUUACAUAAUAUGAAGGAAAAGACAAUUUAUAAACACAGAAAUUUUCUUAAUUUGGCAUCAAGAGAAUAA
Didymodactylos carnosus is the source of this 1848-nucleotide messenger RNA. The record is from the annotation of a GenBank genome assembly. NCBI's taxonomy places the organism in Eukaryota, Metazoa, Rotifera, Eurotatoria, Philodinida, Philodinidae.